This is a messenger RNA of Talaromyces marneffei, 1113 nucleotides long. RefSeq lists its product as uncharacterized. The record is from RefSeq and is a predicted model, not a curated record. Gene Ontology annotation, cellular component: cytoplasm. NCBI's taxonomy places the organism in Eukaryota, Fungi, Ascomycota, Eurotiomycetes, Eurotiales, Trichocomaceae. Gene Ontology annotation, molecular function: palmitoyl-(protein) hydrolase activity; carboxylic ester hydrolase activity. Gene Ontology annotation, biological process: protein depalmitoylation. The transcript is spliced from 2 exons. The coding region runs from base 1 to 1113 and encodes 370 amino acids.
AUGGAGAACCGUCAACACAAAAAGGGCUAUCCAACUCCCUUCAGCAUCCACCCCAUCUGCCCUAAACACACACAUACAUUCAUCGUUCUUCAUGGUAGAGGGAGUAACGGAGAAAGAUUCGGCUGCGAGCUUCUAGAUUCUGUCAAUCUGCGCGCUCGUCUGCCUACUGUCAAAUUCGUGUUUCCAACUGCUUCCAAGCGCCGAUCAACAGUCUUGAAGAAGAUUCCGAUAAAUCAAUGGUUCGACAACUAUUGCUUGGAUGACCCAAAUCAGAGGACGGAUUUGCAAGUUGAGGGAUUGAUGGAGACGGCGCAGUUCUUGAGAGAAUUGAUUAAUAAUGAAGCACACAUCUUGAGUGAUGGCACUGGCGAGUCAGGAUAUCGAAGGGUUAUCCUUGGAGGACUGAGCCAGGGAUGUGCGGCUGCGGUUUUUACUUUACUUGGUGGUGGAAUUGGUGAAAGCGGCAAUGAAAGGCCUGGUGCUUUCUUUGGGAUGAGCGGAUGGCUGCCGUUUGAGAAACAGCUGAAUAGCAUGAUGAAUGUUGACGGAAUCAUUAAUGAUAGCGAUGACGAGAAGGAAGCUGACGGUCUUGACCAUCAAGACAGCGAACAUGAUGGAGACGGCAACGAUGAUGACGAAGAAGACGAGGAAGACGAGGAAAUUGAUGAUCGUUCAGAUAUCGACCGUGCGAAUAGUAUUUCAUUCAGUGAUGCUGAGAGCGACGCAUUCGUCUUACAUACGGAAGAUAACUUUGCUUCUUUCGAUCCAUUUCGGUCUGACGCUCAGGAGGAUUCUGAAAGGGGCACUCGAUCUAGUAUUACAGAUGCCCUCAACCAUGUCCGCGACAUAUUGGACCUAGAACCAAUUUUUAUUUCAGAAACUUUUCCAACUCUUCAAACACCGAUCUUUCUAGGCCAUGGGUCCGCAGACCCCAAAGUAUCCGUUCAUCUGGGUGAUAAAAUGGUUGAGUUACUGUCGAAAAGGCUGGAAAUGGAUGUGACGUGGAAGGCUUACGAGGGAUUUGGUCACUGGUACAAAGUUCCCGAUGAGAUUGACGAUGUUUUGGAUUUUCUGAGGCAAAAUGUUGGAUUGCCCGUUGUAGAUGCUAGCUGA